AAACACGCACAUGAAUUUUGAUGCGAGUGAAAUUGCAUAGAUAUUGAUUGAACCAUUUUUUUGAAUCUGGAGAUUGUAGUGAAAUUGCAUAGGUAAGGACGUUGGAGAUGGAAGAGAGUAAGCGAGGAACGAUUCUGAUAACAAACGACGACGGGAUCGACGCUCCCGGUUUAAGAGCUUUAGUUGACUCAUUAGUCAACACUAAUCUUUUCAAUAUUCUUGUAUCUGCUCCCGAUAGCGAGAAAUCAGCGGUUAGUCACAGCAUCACAUGGCUUCAUCCUAUAGCUGCCAAACAAGUAGACAUUCAUGGAACCGUCGCUUCCUUUGCCGUUUCUGGAACUCCCGCUGAUUGCACUUCUCUCGGAAUUUCCAAGGCACUCUUUCCUACAAUACCCGAUCUGGUAGUCAGUGGCAUUAAUAAGGGUAGCAACUGCGGCUAUCAUAUGUUGGCAUUAAUAAGGGUAGCAACUGCGGCUAUCAUAUGCACUGUAGCUGGAGCUCGAGAGGCCUUCUUCAAUGAUAUCCCUUCUAUCUCUAUUUCAUAUGACUGGAUUGAAGGAAAGAGUAAUCCACAUGACUUUGCCCUAGCUGCUGGAGUUUGCAUUCCAAUCAUAAACUCUGUAUUGGUUGAGAUAAAGAAUCAAAGUUACCCUGGAAAAUGUUUUUUGAAUAUAGACGUGCCAAAUAAUGUUGCUAACCAUAAGGGUUACAAGCUAACUAGGCAGGGUAAAAGUAUCUUUAAAAUGGGAUGGAGAGAAGUCAGCUCUGAGACAAAAGGACGAAUAAUGUCAUCUGAUAUGAGCAACACAGCAACGGAUACACCUAAAAAUGUUAGCACAUCAUCUGCAUCACCUGAACAUCUUUUAUUUGCCAGAGAGGUACGAGGUGCUGUACUUGAUCAUGAAGACACGGAUCAUAAAUCUUUGAAGGAGGGCUAUAUUACUGUUACUCCUCUUGCUGGUCUCUCCCGUGCGGAUAUAGAUAGUCAGACCUAUUUUGAAGAUUGGCUGCAAAGUGUCCCUAAGCACCUCUCUUCGGCGGCUUUAUAACUCUGGACUGCCAGUUUAUCUGUGGUUUACUCUGGUUCACUGGAAAUAAUACCAACCCAAACUGUUGUUAAAUCAAAAUUUCAGAUCCUUAGCAGUCUGGUUGCUCUCGUAUGCAAACCAUCACUCCAAUGUUAUCAUCACGGUGCAAUAAAAACAUUUCAACCGUUUGUUGUAUGAUUGAAUGAGAAAGCCUAUUUUCUGUAAGCUAAUAAGUAAUGGCAACAACAUAUCAGUCAUUGUUAUAUUGAUAUGAUAGCAAUUCAUGUUAUGUUGUAUUUGUUCACAUGGAUUGCUUAGCUUGUUACAUGAAUGAAUAUAAAGUAACUCUAUAUCAAUUUGAUGGAAAAGCCACCUUUGUUUCUAGUAAAUGGUGACAGAUAAUUUCAUUAAGGUAAUUUAUUGGAGGGAGUUUUUCA
This is a messenger RNA of Vicia villosa (hairy vetch), 1465 nucleotides long. RefSeq lists its product as uncharacterized. Bases 108 to 1049 code for a protein of 313 amino acids. Gene Ontology annotation, cellular component: cytosol. Gene Ontology annotation, molecular function: nucleotidase activity. Lineage: Eukaryota; Viridiplantae; Streptophyta; Magnoliopsida; Fabales; Fabaceae. The record is from RefSeq and is a predicted model, not a curated record. The transcript has 10 exons.